This is a messenger RNA of Cucurbita pepo subsp. pepo (vegetable marrow), 877 nucleotides long. The record is from RefSeq and is a predicted model, not a curated record. NCBI's taxonomy places the organism in Eukaryota, Viridiplantae, Streptophyta, Magnoliopsida, Cucurbitales, Cucurbitaceae.
ACCGGUUCUCUUCUGGUUGUGAACACAGUGUUGUUAAUCUUCUCCACCGUCGUUUAUCAAAAUCUUGGGAGUCCGAGGCUUAGGCUAAGGCAAGCUUCUGCAAGAACUGGCUAACUCUCAGGGAAUUCUGGAGGAAGAAGAUUCCAGUAAUCAAAGGGUGGUUCUUGCCCUAUAUGAGGCCUUGAGCUCUCGAAACGUGAACACCGUUCACCAAAUCCUCGCCCCUGAUCUCGAGUGGUGGUUCCACGGUCCGCCAUCGCACCAAUUUCUGAUGCGCCUUCUCACUGGAGCCUCAUCCGACGGCCAAUCCUUUCAGUUCGUUCCUCAAUCAAUCACAUCCUUCGGCCCUACCGUCCUCGUCGAAGGCUGCGAUCCUAGCCGUUCCAUCUCCUGGAUCCACGCUUGGACCGUCACGAAUGGGAUAAUCACACAGGUUCGCGAGUAUUUCAAUUCCUCCCUCACUGUUACUCGUCUCGGAGAUCCAACCGACUCACCGUCGUCCUCUGCCUCUUCGUUGUACCAUUGCCCUUCCAUUUGGGAAAGUAGUCUGUCCAAUCAGGUCGGGAAAUCGGUGCCUGGCCUCGUCUUGGCCAUUUAAUCAAAUACCGAUCUCUCUGGUUUCUAUCCCAACAAAAUAAAUCUGAAAAAGCUCCAGAGAGAUGUAAGAAACAUAGGGUGUGUGCGUGUGUGCUUUGUUUGGAUCGUCCCGCCGCGUCGAUUGCUUUGCUGUUUACAAUUUCUGUUCUGUGAGUUUUUAUAUACUUGUCUGUGUGGUGAUUGGGUAAACGCCAUGGAAAUGACAUCCAAUUGGCUAAUUCCCGACGUAUUUGUAAUCUUUUCAAUAAGGACACGUUCCAAUGUUUGUCUUCAAAAAGCC